AUGCCACAUGAGAACUACCUAAAGAACAACAACAUAUGGCAGGUAAAUGCUAAGAAGGGGGAUUCUUGGAUGUGGAAACAACUAUUGAAAGUCAGAGAUAAAUGCCUUGUUUUGUGUGGAGGGAUUGAAAACCUCAAACAGCUUAUCAAUUCUUGCUGUGUCAAUUCUAAAGUCCAGAUCUCUGGUCUUUAUUCUAGUUUAUCACCUAGUACAACUCAUGUGGCAUGGCAUGAUACUGUGUGGGAAAAUUUGUGCUAUCCUAAACACUCUUUUAUCCUGUGGCUGACAGUCAAUGACAAACUUCAAACUCAAGACAGACUUCUCAAACAUGGUAUUAUUCAAGCUUCUGUUUGUAAACUAUGUGAUGGUACUUCAGAGAGCAGAAAUCACCUCUUUUUUGAGUGCAAAUUAUCAAAUUUUGUGUGGAAUGGUAUUAUGGAGUGGCUCAAAUUCAAAUGGAGAUCUUGUGAUUGGUCUGCCCUAUUGAAUUGGUAUAGUUUCAGACUGAGGGGCAAAUGUAUUAAGCAAAAAAUUAAGAGCAUGGCGUUGGCUGCUGUAGUAUAUAACAUUUGGAGAGAGAGGAAUAACAGGAUGUUUAAGUUGAAGAAUAGAGCUCCUGAUGUUUUAAUCAAGAAUAUAAAGAUGGACAUCCUAGUUGCUUUUCUGAAUGGUUCCCCUUCGGCUGAAGACAGGGAAUGGAUUCUCUCCUUGUGCUGA
This is a messenger RNA of Asparagus officinalis (garden asparagus), 717 nucleotides long. RefSeq lists its product as uncharacterized. The transcript has a single exon. NCBI's taxonomy places the organism in Eukaryota, Viridiplantae, Streptophyta, Magnoliopsida, Asparagales, Asparagaceae. The record is from RefSeq and is a predicted model, not a curated record. Bases 1 to 717 code for a protein of 238 amino acids.